Messenger RNA from Ostertagia ostertagi, 630 nucleotides. NCBI's taxonomy places the organism in Eukaryota, Metazoa, Nematoda, Chromadorea, Rhabditida, Trichostrongylidae. The record is from the annotation of a GenBank genome assembly.
AUGAAAUCUGCCGCGUUUCUAGCAGAGCUGUUCCCUAAUGCCAAGUUCAUUUUCAUGAUCAGAGAUGGUAGAGCGACAGUGCAUAGCAUAAUUUCAAGACAGGUGACAAUUACUGGUUUCGACUUGAGUAGCUAUCGUCAGAGUUUGACGAAAUGGAAUGCGGCGAUAACAAUCAUGGACGAACAAUGCUCAAAUGUCGGCAGUAAAUGUUUGAGGGUGUAUUACGAACAACUCGUAUUGCAUCCCGAACCGCAGAUGCGGAGAAUCUUAGAGUUCUUGGGCCUUCCAUGGAACUCCACUGUAUUGCACCACGAACAAUUCAUAGGAAAAGCUAUUUCCUUAUCAAAGGUGGAACGAAGCUCGGAUCAGGUUGUGAAGCCAGUAAAUAUGGACGCGUUGUCGAAAUGGGUAGGUGCUAUACCUGAAGAUGUUGUAAAAGAAAUGGACACGAUAGCACCGAUGCUGCAGCAGCUGGGUUACGAUCCAAAUGCGAACCCACCAAACUAUGGUACACCUGACGAGUUGGUGGCAAAGAAAACGGAAGACCUUCAUAAGAAUGGUGAAGAGUGGUACAGAAAAGCGGUGAUGGUUGUGAAUGAUCCGAACCGAGUCGAUAAACCAAAGCACUAG